Molecule: messenger RNA, 618 nt
Organism: Letharia columbiana
Lineage: Eukaryota; Fungi; Ascomycota; Lecanoromycetes; Lecanorales; Parmeliaceae
Exons: 1
Coding region: 1-618 (205 amino acids)
Source: RefSeq, a predicted model, not a curated record
AUGACGAGUGAUCACUACCAACUCGCCCGCGGGAGAGUGUCACGCCGCAUGGAUCUGGGAAAGGAGCGCGUGGACUUCAUGACGCCGGUGUUUCGGCAGGGCGUACGGGCUGUCGGUGGGAAUACCAAUGAUGGAGGCGGUCAGGGCCAACGAGGGCACGACUGUGGAGGCAGUCGGGUCGACCCUUUUCACUGCUCCUCAUUCGCCGGCACCGAGACCGUCGGCACCACCCGAGCGGGCAUCACCCCCCAUCUCGUCCACUUCGCCCACGGUCCCGCACACCCCUGCAACCGGAUAUCCGCACCCCGUUCCCCGCCGAGGAUCCGAGCAUCUCCAUCGCCCGCCGUCACGGACCUUGCAUACCUCGAUGCCGUUCGUCCACGAGGGCCAUCCGCCUCUGCAACCCCGUCCCCGAGGGCAUCCGCCGCAACCCCGCCCCGCCGGCGAUCCCGUCCGCGGUGUCUACCCCCCCCCGCCGGCACUCCCGUCUCGGGUCCAUCCGUGGUCCAUCAACAAACAACCCAACCAACUCUUCUGCACCCCGGAAGCCUUUUCGUCCCGGAGCGCUGGCUUCCCCGAGAGUUCGAUGACGGCUCCGGAGGCGGGGAUGGAGAGUGA